AACCAACAGAAACUGUGAAACGUGCUGUUGAGCAGUUUUUCCUGUUAAUCAAAACUAAAGAAAACCAGUCCCUUGUUGAUAAUUCAAUGACUUUGUAUCUUCCUGCAGUAGAUGGUAAAGUAUACCCAUCCUGCAAACUCUACUACAAUGAUACAGUGUUUGAGAGCAAAAGGUUGGAAAAAGCGCUUGAGAAUAAGUUUCUUUUGCUUGAGAAACUAAGUGAGUGUCACUUAGGCGAUGACAUGUAUGAGCAUCACCGAUUGCUGCAAUUGCUGCCUCCGACCUUUAAGCCUAAUAUGCUGUCUCAAUUCACUGAGGAGAAAGUAGUGGAAUCUCACAUGCAGCUUUGUGAGCUUGGUGCUGACUGUGAAUUUAGUGGAUGGUUUGAAAGUCAUUUGUCCUCAGAUGCAUUUAUACAUGGACUCAUUUGUCUUAUCAGAGACCAGUCCCAGGGGGAAAUAACACAAGAAGAUGCUACUGAGAUGUGCAAGAAGACUUUUGGCAGCAUUCAGAUUGUCUGCUGCAAUAGUCUAAAAACUGAGCUUUGGGUGAAUCAACAGCCACUACACCAGACUGCCUCUCAAACCGAUGUUUUUGUCAAACAAGAGCAACAAGGUUGCAUAUUUUACUUGAAACACAACAACAACAUGAUUCACAAGGUGAUAAGUGACAUCAAUAUGACAUUGACAAAGGAGAUUAAUGCUCUUUUAGGUAACAUAUUGGAAUCGAAACACCUUCUGGUCCUCGCACACCUUCUCACGUGUGACAAUAUGCAAGAUGUUCUGGAAACUCUUGCUAAGAAUGGGAUCCAUGACAGUGCUGAAACUCAAAGCAUUUUCCGCAAUCCACCAGCCCCUGGAACAGAAAUCCCAGUGGAAUGGCAUGAUUCCUUAGACAUGAACAUCCUCAAUAACUUUGAAGAGGGCGAAUAUGUUGGCUACAGCACCAACAACAAGUAUAUCUAUGCAGUUAUUGUUGAAGAACUGCCUGGGCAGUCGGGACCAUAUUCACACAGAUACAAAAUAGAAAUUGGAGAAGAUGAGCCCAUUGAAGUCAGUUGUCUGGACCUGUAUCAGUUUAAACGACAAAAGAAACCAGAACCUAAAGGAAGUUCUGCUGCUUCUACAUCUGCUGAUACUUCUUGCAUGGACAUGGUGCCACUAGAAGGAGCUGUGCCACAUUCUUCCAAACCAUCAACUACAAGUUCCUCUUCUACGAGAUCCUCACCAGCCUCUCUUGAAGAAGCUAAAAUGGAAAUUGACAAAUGUUUAAAAGAGAUUUGGACUCUUCCUGAGGAGGAAAAGCAUAAAGCCAUCAAACGACUUUACCUUAGAUGGCAUCCUGACAAAAACCUUGACUGCAUACCUCUUGCCACUGAGGCAUUCAAAUACCUGCAGAAUCAAAUUGCUGAGCUCAGCAAAGGGAAGGGCAAAGGCCAAAAUACAGGCUCAUCUUAUUCAAGCGGAAGAUCAGACUUCAGGAACUUCUAUGAUGAAUGGAAUCAGGAGGCCAGGCAUCACAGAAAUGCUAGGGACGGAUUCUCCAGAAGCAACCGUUCCUACAAUUUUUGGACACAUAAUAAAAAUGUCCCAAGGCCAAACAAAGAAGAGGCCCAACGCUGGAGAAGACAAGCUCGCUGUGAUCUCGACGCAGCCUACAAAGACGUUAGUGGGGCGAGCACAGAGUGGUGUCUGUUCAAAGUCCAUCAAGCAGUGGAAAAGUCUCUCACAGCUGCAAAGUAUAAGAGAGAUGGUCAGCAUCCCACCAGCAGCUCCAUUGUAUCCCUUGCAGCACAAGUUUCCCUCUACAACCUCAAACUGAGAGUUCUUCCUCAAAUAGUGAGGAAUCUGAAGGCGUUGGGAGUGGACGACAAAAAGACUCAGUAUCCAAACUGCCAUCCAUUUCCCCAUAUUCCAAAUGAGCAGUUCAAACCAGAGAAUGAGUUGUUGGCACUGGAGAGCGCAUCUGAGCUUCUGAGUUUAGUCGAGGAAUAUGUAAAUUAGGGAUUCAAGACAAACUGACACGUCAUGUUGGUAGAGUCAAUUUAGGUUUGUUCGACAUGUAAAAGGGCAUUAGCCAUAUUCUUAUAUUAAAACAUUACUCUGAAGAAAAUAAUAGUUCCAUUUGUUAAAAAAAAACAUAUCAGACAUGCUGACAUAAAAUGUGUGUGUAAUGUCGGGACUUACUGACGCCAAUGAAAGGCCAUUGUAAUGGGAAUGUAAAUAUGAUAUUUUGAGUAUUGUUGAAGAGUUUUGACUACUCACUCAGGACCCAUAGGCCCUCUAUUAUUUUGUUAUGGAAAUGAAACAAAAGAAGUUAUAUUUAUGCAAAGUUAUCGUUUAUGACCACUCACUUGGGAUCACUUUAAACUCUGUAUUACUUUAUUUUUAUUUUUUAUUAUUGUUCUACAAAUGUACAACUACUCAAAGUGAGGACCAAUUUAUUGUCUGUAUGACUUUUUAUGAAAAUAUCAAGAUGUUCUUUGAAAUGUUGUAAACGGUUAAAACUCACUGAGGUCCAAUAUAAUAUCUGUAUGACUUUUCUUUUUACUAUAUUAUCAUUUAUACCUAUCCAUUAGGCCCAAUAUAAUCUCUGUUUUACUUUAUAUUAUUACUUUAUUUUAAAUACUUUCUAAAAAUGCAAUUAUAAUUAUUUUUUGUUCAUCAUUGUUAUAAACAUUUACAAUUUCUAACUGUGACGACCAAUAUAAUAUAUGUAUGACUGUUAUAAAAAUAUCAAUAUAUUUGUUUGCAUGUUGUUAACCUUUACACUGCGGACCAAAAUGAUCUCUGUAUGACUUGUUCCUCACAGUUUUCUAAACACUGAGUUAUCAAUAAGUCAAAGAAACAAUGGCAUAACCAGAAAUAUAUUAAUUAUUGAAUGUGAUGUUAUGUUCUGUUAUCAUUUAUUACUACUUACUCAUAAUCAAUAUAAUCCCUGUACCACUUUUUUUGGAAAGUACAAAUGCCACAUUGAGUUUUUGAAGCCAAUGAAAGGCCAUUGUAAUGGGAAUGUAAAUAUGAUAUUUUGAGUAUUGUUGAAGAGUUUUGACUACUCACUCAGGACCCAUAGGCCCUCUAUGAUUUUGUUAUGGAAAUAAAACAAAGGAAGUUAUAUUUAUGCAAAGUUAUCGUUUAUGACCACUCACUUGGGAUCACUUUAAACUCUGUAUUACUUUAUUUUAUUUUUUUAUUAUUGUUCUACAAAUGUACAACUACUCAAAGUGAGGACCAAUUUAUUGUCUGUAUGACUUUUUAUGAAAAUAUCAAGAUUUAUUUUGAAAUGUUGUAAAUGGUUCAAACUGUCUGAGGUCCAAUAUAAUAUCUGUAUGACUUUUCUUUUUACUAUAUUAUCAUUUAUACAUAUGCAUUAGGUCCAAUAUAAUCUCUGUUUUACUUAUAUAUUAUUACUUUAUUUUAAAUACUUUUUUUGGUUCAGUAUUGUUAUAAACAUUUACAAUUUCGAACUGUGACGACCAAUAUAAUACAUGUAUGACUGUUGUAAAAAUAUCAAGAUAUUUUUUUGCAUCUUGUUAACCUUUACACUGCGGACCAAAAUGAUCGUUGUAUGACUUGUUCCUCAGUUUUCUAGACACUGAGUUUCAUUGAGUUAUCAAUAAGUCAAAGAAACAAUGGCAUAACCAGAAAUAUAUUAAUUAUUGAAUGUGAUGUUCUGUUAUCAUUUAUUACUACUUACUCAGGAUCAAUAUAAUCCCUGUUCCACUUUUUUUGGAAAGUACAAAUGCCACAUUGAGUUUCUUCACUAUUACACUUUGUCUGAACUUUUUACAUCGAUUAAAAAAUGAAAAUAAAGCAAUUCAAUCAAGGAUUAAA
Messenger RNA from Trematomus bernacchii (emerald rockcod), 3833 nucleotides. RefSeq names its product sacsin-like. Bases 87 to 2003 code for a protein of 638 amino acids. Lineage: Eukaryota; Metazoa; Chordata; Actinopteri; Perciformes; Nototheniidae. The transcript has a single exon. The record is from RefSeq and is a predicted model, not a curated record.